Molecule: messenger RNA, 891 nt
Organism: Lineus longissimus
Lineage: Eukaryota; Metazoa; Nemertea; Pilidiophora; Heteronemertea; Lineidae
Product: protein CASP-like
Exons: 8
Coding region: 1-891 (296 amino acids)
Biological process (GO): intra-Golgi vesicle-mediated transport
Cellular component (GO): Golgi membrane
Source: RefSeq, a predicted model, not a curated record
AUGGCGAUGACAGAUUGGUGCUUGGAGUCUGUGUUUUGUAUUGUUGUUACCCGUGCCAGUGUGGUGAAAACUGAACAAAAUGCUGGCGUCAUCACCUUUACAUUGCGAUACGAUGCUCUUCAGCAGCAGUACACGGAGGCCGUCAACACUGUUCAUGAGCAGAAACAGCUGAUUAGUCAAUUGGAGGAAGAUCUCCGUAGUGUGAAUGCCUUGUCAUCGCUAUUCAGAGGUGAAGGAGAGGGUGAGCCAAGCACCAACCCAAGCAGUGAGAUCAUGGCAGACGCCCUGAAGGAGGUCACCAUAGCAACAAGUACCCCAGACUCCAAGUCGAACUCUGCCGCGGGAUCUUUGCUGCCUAUUGUCCAGAGUCAGAGGGAACGAUUCCGAGUUAGGGCUCAGGAGUUAGAGGCUCAAAACAUCGCCCAUCAACAACAAAUACAGAUGAUUCAGAAUGAAAUGGACAAACUCCGAUCAGACAAUGUCAAACUCUACGAAAAAAUUAAAUUCCUGCAAGCCUACCCCAGCAGAAGUCGACCAGCUGGAGAUGACGGAGCAUUGAAUCGUUACUCCACACAAUACGAGGAGAAGCUGGACCCGUUCACGACAUUCAAUAAGAAGGAAAGGAUGAGGAAAUAUGCCAACUUGAAGCCUUAUGACAAAAUCACACUAAGCAUGGGUCGCUUCAUUAUGGGUAACAAAAUGGCACGGACCAUCGCCUUCUUCUACACGAUCAUCUUACAUUGUCUAGUCUUCCUUGUUCUCUACAAAGUCGCUCACACUGAAGACUGCAAGAGGGAUCUCGCAUCUGAAUGUCAUCAAAACUUUGCCGAGCAUAUGAUGAAGGUUCACGGUGAUUCACAAUUCAACCCAGGACAUGUACAUAAGCAUUAG